Zeugodacus cucurbitae (melon fly) is the source of this 4932-nucleotide messenger RNA. RefSeq lists its product as uncharacterized. Lineage: Eukaryota; Metazoa; Arthropoda; Insecta; Diptera; Tephritidae. The transcript has 5 exons. The record is from RefSeq and is a predicted model, not a curated record. Bases 512 to 4792 code for a protein of 1426 amino acids.
CAGCGGCAAUUUAAUGAAAAAUUUUAGACUAGUAGCAAAAUUUUUGGUUGUGCGUGCAGAGUGUAAUGUAGUUGUUUUAAAGUGAAAAAAAUAUUGUUAAUACUGCAAGGUGUAAAACAUAAAAAAAUUCGCGCUACAUCCAAAGAUUUCAGCAAUUUUAAGUAGUGGUAAUCAAACAAAUACGCAUAGCGUACAAAAAUAUACAAGCGUUGCCGCAGUAGCGUAGGAAAAAUAUAUACGUAUAUUCUACAGAGGCGCCUCUACCAAGAGGGCACCAGCAACUUCAACUAUUAUUUUAUUAGGGGAUGCCUGGCUGCUAGUGGCGGCAGUGCGAUAAUAACCGACCAUGCGAGCAGCUACUUUGUUGUAAAGAUUCUAAUUAAUAUUUUAAAGUGUUCAUGUAAACAUCGGCACAUUUUUUGGGGAAAAAACUAAAAUACACAAACAACAUACAACACAUACAAAGACCAAUUGAACCGAUUACCUGCUGCUGAAUUGUAUUAGCAGUAUUAUGGGGCCGGUUACAGAGUCACAAAAACAACAAGAUGACUAUAUGCAAAAAGUCAAUGAAAUGCAAAAAUUGUUGCCCUACUUGGAACAACGUAUUACAAAUACAAUUUUACUAGAAGAUAACACCGAAGAACUACAGAAACUGAAAAUACUACAGCGAUUAUUAUGUGGACAAGCAGCUCUAGAUGACAGUUUGACACCUGAAGAGCUGGAUAAAUAUGCGGCAUUACUACAAAACGAUAUAACAAAGACAUUGGCGCCGACAACGACGCCGGCGCUGAUGCCGACAGCGCUGGUUGAUAGUAACAAUCAUGAUGAUAUUCAUAAUGAUAAGUGCAGCACUUUGAGUAAAACAGCGGAGUGUGAGAAUGCAAAUGAAAGCAAUAAGGAUGGUAAGGAAAGUCUGGAGACUGCAAAGCACACUAGUUCCAAUACAACUACAAGUGUAGUUGAAAUUAAAACGCCAAUAUCGGAAGAAAAUAUAAUUAAAUCCCAGGAUAAAUGUAGCAAAAUUAAUGAAGCAACCGGUAACGAAUUUAAAAGUGCCGAAGCCUUUGAUACAGUUAACAAAAAUAUUGAAAAUACUGAUGAAACCUUACAAGACAAAAAUAAUAGUAUACAAUUAAACAUUUGUAACAAAGACGCUGCAGAACAAGAGGUGUUAAUAAAGAUAAAUGCGUCAGAAAAUAUUGGUUUGCGAAACGAUCAGGACAAAUCGGAUGCAACUGACGAAUGCACAUUAGUUAAUAAGAAGAAAAAUGCAGCUUUGAAUUCUAAAGCUAGCACUCAAUUGGAGAAUGCCGAUGAAGGUAAAGAAAUCGUUGAACAAAACGUAGCUUUGAAUUCUAAAGUUAGCACUGAAUUAGAGAAUGUCGAUGAAGUUAAGGAAAUCGUUGAGCAAACUGAAGAAAAACAAACUCAAAUUGAAGACAGCAAAAUUACAACGGAAGAUGCUGAAGAGUUAGAAUAUGAAGGUGUUGAGUUGAUCAAAAUUCCGGAAGAAACUGUAGAAGAUGAAAUGAUUUUACCAGAUUCAGUGGAUGAAGGCGAUUAUGUGGUACACAGCAGUGAUGACGAGGAAGAUAAGGAAAGUAAGGAAAAGGAAGAUGAUGAAGAAGAUCUUAUCAACUGUGGUGAAAAAAACAAAAGCGAAGCUAACAAAACGUGCGUUGAAAACAGUGCGAAAUUAGUAGGUAAUCGAGUAAACGAAAACGAGGAAGAAACAAUACAAGUUGACGCAAGUAAACGAAAUGUUAGUGAAUGUUCCCAGGAGCCAAGUGAAAAUGAUAACGAAUAUAGUACAUCUGAAGAAGCGCGUGCUGCAGGCCAACCAGAGGUUGUGGAAAGCAGCGAUACGCUCACAUGCAGCAUAGAGGAGAAUAAUUCUGCACAUGUAGAAUUCGCUAUCGAAAUGCAUACACAGACUGAUAAUGCGCCAGAAUUUGAAGAAACAACACAUAUUGCUGAUCCACUUGGUCAAUAUGACAGCACGCUAGUAGCCGCGAGAGAGUCUACUGUAAAUAGUGUAGAAGAUGGGCAAAAACUUUCGACAGACACUAAUGAUGAUGACGAUGUGGAAAUCAUUGAAUCGCGUAAUUCGCCUAUUUGUUUGGAUACUGACGAUGAAGAUGAAUCGGAUGGCGUUAAGACGCCUGUCGACCCAACUGCCAUUACAACUAUUACGCAGUCGUCUACUGUCAACAAAAAUGUUUGCAAAGAAAAACGCAUUCAAGAAACCAACGCCAGUGCAUUAUUGGCUACAACAAGCAUUGUUAAAACAACUAAAUCUAUUACAGAGACAAUAAAUCUGCUCGACAGUUCUGAUGAGGAUGAAGUCAGCAGCAAGAACACAAAACAUUCUAACAAUCGUUGUAACAACGCAGCAACUGGCAGCAGGGCAUUGCUAAAAAUACCAGCUGUUACAAUGGGCAAAAAACGCACAUUGUUACCGACGUCGCAUGCUCCCAAAUCAGUAAAAUUUAGUCAAGUUUCAACUCGUAUUUCAACAACGCCUGUUGGUCGGGUAUUGCCAACCAAGUCAGCCACUUCCGGUGGUGUUAACCAAAAAACUCCCAGAAGUGUUUUACAUCUUCCACCUACCAGUUUCAAGCCGACACCACAGUCAAACUUCUUGAAUGCAGUAAAUUUACUGCCGGCCGCUGCCACCACAGGCGAUAAUCCACUCGCCUUCGCCGCGACACUUUCAAACAAAAAUAUUAUCAUACCGAAUGCGUUCUAUGCCAACCGACGCACCACCAACUCCAAUGAGUUGGAGGAGGACGCAACCACACAACCUUCUUCAUCCACACACUCGCUGAGGUCACCAUUAGCGAUUACACAGCAACAAGGCCGACGUGUAUAUCGUGACUGGUUAGAAGAAUUCAUCGACAAUUUCGCGGAUCCGCAGCAGAUCGUUUCACACUCGUGCUUGGUGCUGCUGCAGAGUGCGCUCAAAUACCGGGCAUUCCUGCGCAUCAAGGACCUGCGUAUUGCGCUCAAUAUUAAAGCCUGCACAUCCAAUGGCACUGCCGAUGUGCAGCUUAGACGUGAAUUGUACAAUUCGUUCUUCUUGAAUGACUGCCGAUUGUCGGGCGAAGGCAUGCGUUUUUGCACCGACGCCUGCACACAAAUUGGUAACAAUGUUACAUUGAUGACAGAUGCGCGUACCGGCCGUAUCACGAUGCGCACGAGUACAUAUGAAGAGCUGGUUGCUAAAUAUGGCGGCACCAAUGAUAUCAUUGAUGAUAAGAAGAAACGAAAUAAAAUCGAUAAGGAAUACACACCGGCCAAAUACUACGAGAAAAAGGUGGAGGAAAGUAAUGUGGGGCAGGGGGAACGGCGCAAGUCCUUGCGACAACACCGUACACGUUGUUACGAUGAAACCUUUUUGUAUGAGCCAGAGGAAGUGGAUGAUGACGAAACGCCUAGCGCUGAGAAGAAAGCUGCCACUGAUAAGCGAAGACAAGAUGAGCAGAUGAUGGCUUUGGUGCAACGUAAGGCAGAAGAGAAGCGGCUGGAAGCGAAGCGACAACGUGAACAACAAGUCAAAUCCUUUGAAAGUGCCUACUUAGAAAUGUUUGCCAAAUCAUUGUGUGGCAAAAAUGGAAAAACACCAACUGCCAUUACUAACAGUGUUGGUUCCACAAUAAAUCGCAGUAAAAAUGUUUUCACCGCUACCAUCGCCAAUAGUCAAAUCGUCAUCGAUGACGUUGAUGAGCAGAGCCUUGAAGAUGACGAACCACGUUCACAUCGCAUUUACAAAGUAGUGCCAACACGUUUGUUAGCCGCACCUAAGCGCGCUGAAAAAACCACAAUUGUCAUUGAGGAUGAGGACGAAGAUGCGCCACGACCGAAACGUGGACGACCGCGUAAGCAGGACCUCAGCAAUUUGAAAACGCAAGUAAAGCGCAACGAGCCAGAGUUGAUUACAUGCGACAGCACGUCUGGCGAUUCGACUAGCAUUGACGAUGAACUACUGCUGGAGCCGGAUGAAAAUGUGCCCAAGAACGUCAACGUCAAUUGGCAUGCCGGCAGUGAUUGGUGUAAAAUCUGUAAUAAACGCAUUCCACGCACCGUGUCACACUAUGUUAAUGAGCACCCGGAUUGUGAAGUCUUCAUUUCGCGUCUACCAAAAACCGCAUUGGCACGCUUGCGCAAACAGGGUGGACAAAUUUUGGAAAUGCGACCCUACAUGAACGGGCAGGAACAAUAUGCAGCGGAAUGUGUGUUUUGCAAUAAGACAUGCUGUUUCAAGAUACCAUAUUGGUAUCAGCAUUAUUCGAUGCACACAGGAGAAUACGCUUUUCGUUGCAGUGGCUGCAAUACACGGAAAACAACACGUUCAGCAAUGAUGGCACACAUAAAUCAACCUUGUCGAAAGCGUGGCAAACUACUCGAAGAUUAUAUAUACAAUGCGCGCGCUAGACAAAUUGAGAUGCGCGUCUGUAAGUUAUGUAAUUAUAUGCAGCUAAAUCGUCGCAAUGUAAUCAAACAUCUACGCACGCAACAUGGUCUAGCACAAAUGACGACAAAACAUAUCGAUAGUAUAAUCUUACUACGCCUGCCAGAGUCGACUGUAGACAGAGUGCAGGUGGCGAACGAGUUGAUGGAUCUAAGUAGCGGUGGUGAUGAGAGCAACAAUCAGAUGGCAAUGACUUUUAAUUACGACAAUUUCAAUGAAGUGGGUCAGGCAGGUUUAUGGGAUGACGGGGAUCCUACGGAUGACUUGUCUUAUAUGAUUUGCGGUAUGCUUGACGUGGAGCUGAAGAGUGGUGACGACUAAAUGCUGAGUGUUAACAACAUUAUUUUUUCAUACAAACACUUUUACGCGUACUGAUUUAUACAUAUGAAACCGUUGAGUUUUUCCAAUUGGAUUUUUUCACUUAACAAUUUUGUCUAAAUAAAUUCGUUUUUUAUUUUCAA